This is a messenger RNA of Penaeus monodon (black tiger shrimp), 2451 nucleotides long. RefSeq names its product leucine-rich PPR motif-containing protein, mitochondrial-like. Gene Ontology annotation, molecular function: protein binding. The record is from RefSeq and is a predicted model, not a curated record. Lineage: Eukaryota; Metazoa; Arthropoda; Malacostraca; Decapoda; Penaeidae.
AUGGCGAACCUCCGAGCUCACUCCUCCCUCAGUUCAAGAGAAACACCUUGGAGUGGUCACCGGAGAGAUUUGUACCCGAAGGUAUAUGCUGAGGCCAUGUUUUUGCAUAUUAAUAUUGCAGAUGACCUUAUCAAUGAGGAACAUAUUGAGCUGUACUUGAGGAUGUGUUACCUUGCUGAAGUUCCCGUUGACCCGUGGGACGUCCUCAGUCGACUAAAAAGGCUGAAGUUGGAGCCAAACCGUGAAAUCCUGGCCUUCAUGCUGCUGUUUGGAUGGGGAGACCUAGGGGGAGCAACCAGCACCCUGGCCAUCAUGAAGGAGCGAGACAUUCCCAUCACCGAAACCACGUUUUCCUCUCUCAUUGUGGCCCAUGGAGUCAAUAAGGAUCCACAGGGUAUUCAGUCUGUCCUGGACACAAUGAGGAGUGUGCAGAUGGCCCCCACCAGGGUCACAUACGAAGCACUCAUGACAGCCUAUGCCGUUUCUGGCCUGAUCUCGGAGGUGAAGCGCAUGGCUAGACAGAUAAAACAGGAAAAAAUCAGCCUGUCUCAGAGCCAGCUAUCGUCUGUACUUCUCAGCCUUAUCAAGAGUAGCCAAGCUGGGUCAGGAUUUGAAAAUAUAGAUUAUAUUGUAAGAAUGAUGGAGGAAGCUGCAGGCAAGAUGGAUAUGUCGAGGCUUAUGCUACAGUGUAUCCAUUCUGGUUACGUGAGGGAAGCUGUUCAUCUUUUGCCGAAACAGCCUCUGAUACGACAGAACAACCACCUGUAUACGAAUGCAAUGGUUUAUUUGCGAGAAAUGGUUCACGCCAGAGUGGAACCAGACUUACUGGUGGAAAUGUGUAGUGAUAUUCGUAAGCAAGAAAUAAACCAGUACUCCUUCGAAGUUGCCCUGGAAUGUGCUCUGGCAGAACACCGAGAGGAGUUGGCCUGGGCACUGAUCCGAGCUCUUAAGGCGGCAGGGAGGCCCGUGAGACAGCACUAUUUCUGGCCUCUCCUUCAUUACUGUGCCCUUACUAACAGUUCAUCAAAGUUGCUUGGGUGCAUCAAAGAAAUGGUGACCUUGGAUGUUGCACCAGACUUGGAAACUCUCCGUGAUCAUGUGAUACCAGGCCUCAUCAUUAACCACCCUAUGUUAACACUAGAAAUGCUUCAAGGUGCUGGCUUAACAAUCUCUCAGGCAACCACACCUAUACUUAUUGUCCUCAUUCAGAAUAAGAUGCUUGACCAGUGUUUUGAGUUUGUGAGAGAAGUGAAGCCGUUAUCUCUGCGAGACAUCAUUGCCCCACUGGCAUCUGUUUGGGCCGCCAGUCCUCAAAGGGUUAUAUCUCUUUUGGGCAUCCUUAUGGAAAUGAAUAGAGCUGUAAGACUCUUAAUGAGGGGAGAGCUGGAGCCAGAUUGGGGUGGGCAGUUCGUCAUAGACUUGUUGAAUUCAAGAGCUGGACUUAGUGUCAAUCAGAUUCGUCCUCUCUUUCAGGAAUUACAGAAGCACAAGAUUAGGGUUUCUGAAAGUGCAGUGGAUAUUAUGAUGACCAGGACCAACAAGGUAAUCCAGCAAGCCAUUCGAGACAACCUCGGGCUCGUCUUCGAUCCUUCGGUAGGGCAGCCUCCGAAGGAAGAAGAGUAUAAUCUCCUUCCACAUCCUAACAAAAUGAAUGUCGAGGAAUUGGAGUGCCAUCUUGUGGAACUGCGUGCCAAAGGCCUGAAUACAAGGGGAACUUUGCGAAGGCUGCUCAUCAUGCAUGCAUCGAACAACAAUACUCAACGUGUUCUUGCACUCAUUAAGGAAGCAGAGGCAGGUGAAGUCAGUCUCAGUGGUGGUAUGAUGUCAAGUAUCAUGACCACCAUGACAGAGAGUGGCAGUGCAGACAGUGCUUUGGCUGUAUAUAAUGAAAUGCAAACAAAAUACCCCUUAUUUAAUGUGGACUCUUAUAAGGUUAUUGAUCUGUGCACACUCUUGGUGAAAAAAAGAGGACGGAAGGUGGAUGCAGUUAAUAUCCUGGAAAGAUAUUUAGAACAGUAUUCAAAACCACACGUUAAAAAAGCUGUCAAAAGAAAUUGCUGGAAUCUUUUAAUGGCAGCAGCAGAAAAUCAGGAUCAUACAAAUACAAAAAGAAUAUUUGAUAUUCUUCAGACAAAUGAUGUAAUAACUGUAGAUACAGUUAUAGGACCAUUGAUAAAAACAAGACUUAAUAGUGGUGAUUUAGCAGGGGCAGUGAAGGAGGCUGAAUAUAUCUGGAAAGAGCACAAGUGUCUACCAAUGAGGAUUGAAAUUCUUGUCCAGUUGACUCUGCUUUCGAAGCAAGGUGGUACGAGAUCAAAGGUGAAUGAUAAUCUUAUCCAAUCCAUGUUAGAUAUAAUUGUCAUGUCAAAGGGUUCUCUGCAAGCUCACCACGACUUACUGUUUGCUUGUUUGGAAGCGGGACAACCAUCAGAUGCUAAGAAAGUGCUACAG